AUGGUUGUAAAUGCUGAACAGAUCUGUGGCCCGCUGGCGCCUGGGCACAUGACACCGACGGUCUUAAUGGAGUUUGGGCAGCAGAGGCCAAUAAAACGGGGAUAUGAGGAAAUGGCUUUCAGGGGCGUGGCGACAGCCGCGUCACGUGGUUAUACAGAGACUGUCGGCGAGUCGGAAGUUGCAGCUGGUAGUCCUGUUCGUGUCGAUUCCGAGGACUCUUCGGCACCAAAGCGCAAGUGCAUCAGCCUGAACAGCGAUGGCUUUGAUGUGAAGCGGGAGAUCUUUGUGCCGUCCAAGAUGUCGUCAUCUGAACGGCGGUAUCUUCGGAAGAGAUUCCGGGCAGAGCUUGAUUCCGUGCGGGAUCUCCUCAAGAAGCCAGAGUUUGCAGCCCCUGUUCCUCUCAGUCGGGCACCUGCCUUGUCAUCCUCAGCUGCCCCUCGAGCCAAGAAGCCACAGAAGUCUCAGCGUGGUGUGACCAAUGUUAUCCGUGGUGCAAAGGGACGGUUCUUGCCUACAAAACCCCGACCUGAACCUUCUACGGUGUUAUCUGAAGCAGCAGUGUUUAAGCAGUGUGAAGCUAUUUUGAAGAAGUUUAUGACUCAGAAAUAUAGUCAUAUAUUCAAUGUUCCAGUUGAUGUAGUCAAGCUGCAAAUUCCUGAUUAUUUUGAUAUUGUCAAGACCCCAAUGGAUCUUGGUACUGUCCAGAAGAAGCUCGAAUCUGGCUCAUACACAAGUCCAUCAGAUUUUGCUGCUGAUGUCAGGCUGACCUUUAACAACGCUAUGGCUUAUAAUCCUAAGGGGCACGCUGUGCAUGACAUGGCCAUCCAACUGAGCAAGAUGUUUGAGAGUCGAUGGAGGCCAAUUGAGAAGAAGUUGGCUUCUGCUGCCACUGAGAAACAUGUUGAGGUUGACAGGGCUGACUCGAAGAGGAGGAAGACGCCUCCUGUGGACCGCAGUGAUGUGUCAAUGGAAGGUGUACGGCAGACAGAGCCUGAAAAACCAAAGAUGACAGCUGAAGAGAGAGAAGCCUUUGGGAACUGCUUGGCUUCUAUAUCCGAUGAGUUACCUCCUCACAUCUUUGAACUGCUGCAACAAUGCAUCGACAGCAAUACAGAUAUGAGAUCAAAAAAAGAAGACAGCAGUACAGAUAUGCCUGGUGAUGGAGAGAUAGAGAUUGACAUCCAAGCUGUCAGUGAUGACAUGCUAUUUGAGCUGAAGAAGCAUGUCGACAAGUAUUUGCAAGAGAAAGAGCAGAUCCAGCAGUUGAAAUCUGAGCCUUCUGAGAAUGAAGCUGUGAAUGUAUCUGGCCUUAGCCACUCGUCUACAAAUCCUUGCAAAGGUGGCGAGCCCAUCGAGGAGGAUGUGGAUAUCUGUGGCAAUGCCUCCCCUAUCAUGUUAGACAAAGAUGCACAAAUCAGGAAUAGCAAGUGCGGUAGUCCAAGUAGUUCCAGCAGCGACUCUGAAUCAUCUUCUAGCGAUUCUGACUCAGGCAGUGACUCUGAAAGUGAAUCAGAAAAGGUUGGCAGCCCUGGAAAGCUUGCGAAGGGGACUAAGAAACCUGACCAGCUGGUGGAGCAAGAAAAGAGUGAUGUUAUUAGCCCAGCUGAUGCCAACCGUCCUGCUGAUAUUGUGGGACUCCAUGGGGAGGACAGUGAGUCAAAGCCUGCACCAGGGGGGGAAAACUCAAAACCCGAUACACAAGUCUCACCGGACAGGCUUUUGCGAGCAGCCCUUUUGAGGAGCCGUUAUGCUGAUGUGAUUGUCAAAGCUCGCGGCAUUCUUAGUCAGGGUGGAGACAAACAGGAGGAACUGGAAAAACUCCAGAAGGAAGAGAAAGCCCGGCUGUUGGCUGAAGGUAAUGCAGCCAUGGAGGCUCGUAGAGCCGAAGCUGAAGCUGAAGCUAAGCGUAAACGGGACUUUGAGAGGGAGAAGGCUCGUCAGGCCCUACAAGAGAUGGAGAGAACUGUAGAAAUUAAUGAUAACCUCCAUCUCAAGGAUUUGGAAAUGCUUGGAACAGCCACAACAGAACAUAUUGUAAGCUCUGUUGACGAGACUAGUCCAGAGCGCUCUCAGGAUGGCAUGGCCGGCUAUCAUCCGGGAUCUGUCAAUCCUUUGGAGCAACUUGGACUGUUCAUAAAGGCAGAUGAUGAGGAAGAUGACGAAGAACCGAGCAGUGUUCCCAGCAUUAAAGAAGCAGAGGAAGGAGAGAUAAACUGA
This is a messenger RNA of Miscanthus lutarioriparius, 2217 nucleotides long. The record is from the annotation of a GenBank genome assembly. Lineage: Eukaryota; Viridiplantae; Streptophyta; Magnoliopsida; Poales; Poaceae.